AUGAGUAUCCAAAGAGUUUCUUCUUCAGAUACUCAUAUUUGUUCUUCUAAUUGGAAGUAUGAUGUCUUUAUAAGCUUUAGAGGAGAAGAUAUUCGGAAGAAUUUCACAGAUCAUCUAUAUGCAGCUUUGACUCGAGAAGGAGUUAAUGUUUUUAGAGAUGCUGAAGAACUUGACAGAGGAAAACCCAUUUCUUUGGAGCUCCUUCGAGCAAUUGAAGAAUCAAGAUUUUCAAUUAUCGUCUUCUCAAGAAACUAUGCUAAUUCCACUUGGUGCUUGUAUGAAAUUGCUAAGAUUGUUGAAUGUAAGAAUACAAUGGGACAAAAUGUUUUUCCUAUUUUUUAUGAUGUUGAUCCAUCCAUGGUAAGAAAACAAACAGGAACGUUUGAGGAAGCUUUUGCUAAGCACGAAGAAACUUUUCAGGAGAAUAAACAAAAUAUUCAAAUAUGGAGGAAUGCUUUAAUAGAGGCUGCCAAUCUCUCUGGAUGGGAUGUGGAAAACAGAGCUGAAUCAGAGCUCAUACAAGAUAUUGUCAAAGAAAUAUCAAUUAAAUUAAGUUUAACAACAUUGAUGACUUCUGAGGGCCUAGUAGGAAUAAAUUCUCGCCUUGAGGAAUUUAAGUUGUUGAUAGGUACAGGGUCUAACGAUAUUCGCAUGAUAGGGAUAUGUGGAAUGGGAGGGAUAGACAAGACGACAAUUGUACAAGUUUUUCAUGACUUGUUUUCAUAUCAAUUUGAAGGGAGUGCUUUUCUUGCCAAUGUCAGGGAAAUUUCAAGAAAAAGUGGCCUGGUUACUUUACAAAGGCAGCUUCUUUUGAAAAUUCUAAGGGGAAGAGAUAAUAACAUAUGCGAUGAGUAUGAUGGAAUCAAUGAGAUAAUGAGAAAGUUGUGUCACAAAAAAGUUCUUGUUGUUGUAGAUGAUGUGGAUCAUAUUGACCAACUAAACAAUUUAGUUGGAAAACGUGAAUGGUUUGGUUUAGGAAGUAGGAUCAUAAUAACAACAAGAGAUAAACAUUUGUUGAUGACUCACAAGGUUGAUGAAGAAGCUCUUGAACUCCUUAUCUCGAAAGCCUUUGAAAACCAACAGCCUUCAGAAGACUAUUUGGAGUUGUCCCCACAUGUUGUAAGGUAUGCUGGUGGUCUUCCAUUAGCUCUCAAAGUUUUGGGUUCAUUUUUGUUUGGUAGACCUGUAGAUGAAUGGAUUGACGCACUAAAAAGACUCAAAAGAGAUUCUAAUAAGGAGGUUUUAGAUAUACUUCAAAUAAGUUUUGAUGGUUUGCAAGAAACGGAGAAGAAAAUAUUUAUUGAUGUUGCAUGUUUUUUUAAAGGAGAGAAGAGAGAAUAUGUAACAAGAAUUUUGGAUGGUUGUGGUUUUAACCCAACUAUUGGAUUAAGUGUUCUCCUUGAAAAAUCUCUUAUAACUAUUUCAAAUUUCAAUGAACUAUGGAUGCAUGAUUUGUUACAAGAAAUGGGUAAACAAAUUGUUAAGAGAGAAUCCAUAGAAGAGUCUGGAAAACGCAGUAGAUUAUGGGAUGAAGCGGACAUUCGUCAUGUGCUAACAAAGAACAAGGGGAUUGAGCUAGUUGAAGCCAUAAUACUUGGAAAAAAGUUCAAUGUAAGUGCAAGUACUGCAAGUGCUAAAGCCUUUUCAAAGAUGGUCAACCUAAGAUUACUCAAGAUUCAUAGAGUACAACUUCCUGAAGGUCUUGAGUAUCUUUCCAACGAGUUAAGAUUACUCGAUUGGCAUGGAUACCCUUUAAAAUCAUUGCCAUCAAAUCUUCAAUUGAAUAUACUUGUUGAACUUAAAAUGGACGGUAGCCACAUCAGACAACUAUGGAAGGGGAACAAACUCAUAAAAAGAUUAAACGGAUGGAUUUGGGACAUUGUUCAAGUCUCAAAACUCAACAAGAUUCAUAUGGAAUCUCUUGAAAGUCUUGUGCUUUCUGGUUGCUCAAAAUUGGAGAGGUUUCCAGAGAUUAUAGGAAGUAUGGAGUGCCUCUUCGAGCUUUCUUUAAAUGAAACUGCCAUUGAAGAAUUGCCUGUGUCUGUUGAGCUUCUAUCUGGACUUGUAUACUUGAAAUUGGAAAGAUGCAAAAAUCUUUCAAGUCUUCCAAGCACUAUAAAUGGCUUGAAAUCUCUUUCAACCUUGUCUCUCUCUUAUUGUUCGAGACUUGUGAGUCUUCCGAGUACUAUAGAUGGCUUGAAAUCUCUUCAAUUUCUAGUCCUCAGUCAUUGCUUUGAACUUGUGAGUCUCCCAAAUACAGUAAAUGGUUUGGAAUCUCUUUAUAUUCUCAAUCUCUCUGAUUGCUCCAAACUUGAAAGUGUGCCAGAUACUUUGGGGCAAAUAGAAACUUUGCGUAUUCUCAGAUUACAUAAAACUGCCAUAAGACAAGUGUCAUCCCUUUUUUCUAUGAAGAAUCUUUCAGAAUUAGAAUUUUGGGGAUGCAAAGGAUCACCAUCAAAAUCAUUUUUUAAGAAAAGUUCAAAUCCCAUGACUUUGAUAUUGUCUUCUUCGCCAUCUAAUUUGUGUUAUCUUACAAAGUUGGAUCUUAGUGAUUGUAAUCUUGGGGAAGGAGCAAUAACCAGUGAUUUGCUUGGAAGCUUCAUCUCAUUGAUGGUUUUAGAUCUAAGCCAAAACAAUUUUGUUUCUUUACCUGCUAGCAUCAAUCGUCUUUCUAACCUUAGAGUUCUUGGGUUGAACUAUUGCGCGAGGCUUCAAAUUCUGCCAAAACUUCCUUCCGAUGUUCGCAAACUUAAAGUAAACAGUUGCAUUUCCCUGGAAAGAUUAUCUAAUGCAUUAAGAUUAUGCAAUUCGAAUUUGUCAGAAAUUUCAUGUCACUGUUUCUUGAAACUCAAUGGUGGUGGUGAGGCAUUUUCAAUUAUGAAGGAACACCUCAAGGCAAAUCAAAGUAAUAGAUUUAGCAUGGUUGUUCCAGGAAGUGAAGUUCCAGAGUGGUUCAAGCAUAAGAGUGACGGUAAUUUAAUAAAAAUAGAAAAGCCGCCAGAUUUGAACAAUAAUAAUAGCAAGUACUUGGUGGGAUAUGUUAUGUGCUCUAGAUUUUUUGACAAUAAUAUGUCUUUUGCUAAUAUUGGUGGUCGUUCUGGCAUAAAUGUUGCUGUCUGUGAUGUGUUCGAUAACGAUCCAAGGAAGAACGGUUAUGUUGUAGAGGUUGAUUAUGAAGUUGGCUUGCGCGUGCCUAAGUCAGAUCAUCUUUGGCUACUUUAUUUCCCUGAUGAGAAAAUCAAAUGA
Messenger RNA from Pistacia vera, 3246 nucleotides. RefSeq names its product TMV resistance protein N-like. The record is from RefSeq and is a predicted model, not a curated record. NCBI's taxonomy places the organism in Eukaryota, Viridiplantae, Streptophyta, Magnoliopsida, Sapindales, Anacardiaceae. Gene Ontology annotation, molecular function: ADP binding. Gene Ontology annotation, biological process: defense response; signal transduction. The transcript is spliced from 6 exons. The coding region runs from base 1 to 3246 and encodes 1081 amino acids.